Molecule: messenger RNA, 1819 nt
Organism: Cololabis saira (Pacific saury)
Lineage: Eukaryota; Metazoa; Chordata; Actinopteri; Beloniformes; Belonidae
Gene: sftpba
Product: prosaposin
Exons: 10
Coding region: 78-878 (266 amino acids)
Biological process (GO): sphingolipid metabolic process
Cellular component (GO): lysosome
Source: RefSeq, a predicted model, not a curated record
AUAUAAGAUGCACCUGCACUUCCCUUACAGUUGUGAGAAGAGAAGAGUUUCAACGAAAGGCUGAGAAAUAUCCGAGGAUGGCCCUGCUUACGUUAGCUUUGAUUCUCUCAAUCAGUCUCCAAGGCUGCGCUCUGACCGAGACUUUUGAUAUCAGAGGUUUGCAAAGUGCUCAAGAAGCCCUGAAUACUGGGGAUGUGUGCAAAGACUGCACUCAGAUAUUUGAACUCCUCAUCGACCUGCUUUCCAACACCGACCUCGAGAAAAAGAUCAUGGACGACAUUGACAGUCUCUGUGCACACCUACCAGGGCCGGCUGCCAAAGUCUGCAAAGAAGAGGUGGACAAGAUGAUUCCAGUGGCCAUCUCCUUUAUGACUGGUGUCGCAAAACCAGCAGAGAUCUGCAAGAUCAUUGGGCUCUGUAACUCCUGCGGUAACCAUGAGAAGAUGCUCAGCUACUUUAUCAAGGAGGCUCUCCAGGCUGCCGUGACAGUGGACAAUGGACUGCCUACAAAACAAUGCGCCUUCUGCAUUUUCCUUUUUAAGACUUUGGAGGAUCUGCUGCCUAAGGAGAGGACUGAGGGUGCUGUGAUCAAGCUGGUGGAAGAGAUUUGUCAUUUAUUGCCAUCCUCCUACCGUGCACAGUGCGAUGCCGUCGUUGACAAGGUCGGCAAAACGGUGCUGGACGCAAUCUUAGGCUACGCAACCCCUCAGGCCAUCUGCGCUCUCAUCCACAUGUGUAAAGGGCAAGAGGCUCUCGUUGUGGAUCCAUGCACUUUGACAACGUAUAGAUGCCGAGACAUGAAGACUGCUGUCACAUGUGGAACUCUUUUCUACUGUCGGAAAUUUGCCUGGAAGUCUGUGAACUACAAUACCAUCUAAAAUGUUAAGGGUCGGACAGAAAGCUCGUGUUAAGCUCACAGAUGACCACAACUGCUCAACGCCAAACUGCAAAUAUUUCUGUGGGAUACUAUUUCUUAGUAUCCUAAUUCAUUAGGUCUGCAUUUAGUAAUUUUUGCUUCAUAAAAGUAUGAGAUCUGCACUGAGAUAAGAAAUCCAAUAUAGGGAUUAUCUGGAUUUUUAAUCCAAUAUUCCACAGCUAUCCUGUAAACAUGAUACAACUUUUGUGUUAACCAGCCUUUUUUUGUAUCAAGCUUUCUGGUUUCAUCAGCUUCCAUAAAGCAUAAAACGGAUAUAUUUUUCAUACAUGAAAUGUAAUAUGUGAUUUGGCUAUAAAGAAAACAUUUCCAAUGACAGGAGCAUCUUUGAACUAAUUAGAUGCUUGUUCCAUUUCAUAAACAUUUUACUGAGGGGUAUACUACUGAGAUCAAUUUAGACGUUUAUGGUUUUUCUAUUUGAAUUUAAAUGUGUUAAUGAAGUUAAGUAAUGGAAAUGUAUUUCAGGUUAAGGUGCUCAAGUAUAAUAGCAUGGCGUUGCUGUUAAUUUGAUACUUAAAGAGAAGAAAUAAGGAGAAAAAAAAAACAUAUAGUUUUAGUUCUUGGUAUCCAUUUUACAACCUGCCUGAAGACAAAAACAUCUUCAAUACAUGUUUAGACAGGGUUUAAAUCAGGGUUAAACACAUUACUGUUUACUGAAGCGUACUCUUAAAUUUAAUACUUACAUGCUGUACUCUACUGCCCUUACUUUCUAACAACUUGUGCUUUUUAUUAUUUUACCUCUUUUAUCAUUUUAUGUGUUAGUUACUGUUUAAUUGUGUCUUGUCGCUUUUAAUGUUGAUGUAAAGCACUUUGAAUUACCUUGUGUUGAAUUGUGCUAUAUAAAUAAACUUGCCUUGAGGCUCACUUCUGCUCUUUUCAAGUUAA